CACUCGUAGAGAAGAAUAGAAAAAAAACUUGCCGGGAUCUUGGCAACGAAACACCUGAAAAUUUAUCUCGUUAUAAACAAAGUAUACUGCGUAAUAGUUAUUUUUAAUUCGUUAUCGCAACCGGCCAUCGUUUAUGCUGUGCUAAGCGCAUCUCGCCAUCACAACAAAAAAUGUCGACGAAAGAUUUUAACAUCUCGCGGGACGAGUUCCGCAACAUCACCCGCUGUUUGGACAACGAGGAGUUCCGGAACCUGUUCAUGGAGUAUUGCACCGAGCUGCGGGACAACCGGAAACAGUACGAGGACGAGCUGUCCAUGCUGGAGGCGCAGCGGGGAUACGACGUAAAGUUUCUCAAGCCUUCGCCGGGUUACGUAAUCAAAACAAUCGUCGACGGCAAGGGCAAGGGGUUCAUCAACGUGUGCCAGUCCGAGCUGGUGCAGAAACCGACCAGCACCACCGGACUGAAUGAGGACGGCACCAAGGGGCUGAAAUGGAGCGUCCCGUACGCCCAGACGCAGCCGCGGAAGGAUUACGACAACAAGCGCGUCGAGUGCACCGUGUACGACGUGAUGUUUCAUCCGGACGCGCUGCACCUGGCGUCGAAGAAUGAGGGCUUCCGCAAGCUGCUGAACGAUACGUCACUCGAUGCGGUCGAGCAGUCGUUCAAAGUGAGGCUGGACCGGGCGAACCUUCGCUUCCCGAAGCUACAGUACAAGGGCACGCCCAGCUCGUCGGUGGUGCGGGAAAAGUUGCCCCACUGUGAUAGUCUGCCGAAGGAUGAGCUGUUCGACAAAUUGCUGCCACCGCUGCCGAACGUGCCUGCGCCCGGUUAUACGGGCAGCGAGCGAACGACGAAAACUAAAAACAAAGAAAACAUUAACCGAACGGCAGCGGUGGCGGCGGCGGCUGCGUCGCCCGGAAACCCGUUCUACACUACACCGGAAUACAAAAUCGUCCAGUGCCGCGACGUGGAGUACGGCGAAAUGACCAACGAGCUGGAUGCGAAAAUCGAUGUAACAAUUCCGCGGGAGCUGAAGGUAGUCAUCACGCUGCCACUGCUCAAGUCGACCGCCGAGUGUGCGCUGGACGUCACCAAGACAACGUUGCAUCUGGUGAGCGAAAAGCCGGCCAGGUACAAGCUGGAGCUUAAGCUGCCCUACGAGGUGAAGGAAAGCGAAGGCAAGGCCACCUUCAACGUGGAGGCGCGGUCGCUUACCGUAACGCUGCCGGUGCUGCGCAAGCGAAACAUCACCCUGCAGGACAUUAACAGUGCGAACGUGUCGGCAUCGCCCGCCAAAGAAGCGGGCAAACUGAUCGAAGAGAUCGGCACCAUCAUUCCACCGGCCGGCGGCGACCAACAGCUGGCCCGAGCGGCAUCCGCACCGUCCGCGCCGGAAGUACCGAAGAAAACAAUUUUCCCCAAAUUUUCCGUAAACAAAAUGGAAAACCUGCUCGCAUUCACACUCAACGUGCGUAAUGUCGACCCGAGCACGAUCCAGCUGGACAACCGGACGGAUUCGGUGCACUGUCGCUUUUCCAACGUGGGUAAUGGAUAUUUCCCCUGCUACUACGUGUUCUUCGUGCGCUUCCCGAACGCGCUAGUGACGGACGUGCAGCACGAGGAGUGGGAUAACAAUCUGAUUAUUCAGAUCACGCUCAACACGGCCAGCGUGUCCUCCUACCAGGCUGGCCCGGACGAGCACGAAACCGUGGAGUACUCGAUCAUGGAAGACAUUGCGGACAAGAUCAAUAAAUUCGGGAAGGAAAUCGAGGACGACAGCCUGUGCAUAGCGGUGGUGCGGCAGGCAACGAAAGCCUCGGCGAAGGUGAAGGCCGAUGCGCUGAUGAGCAUCGAGAUUACCAAGCGCGAGGAACACGGGGAACCGGUGCUGCAGGCAGUGAGCGAAGGAAGGGAUUCGGAAAAGGAGCGGGAAACAUCAUCACACCCGGAAGCAUUCUCAGCCACGUCCGCCGAAGAGUGCGAUGAAAAGGAUGGUUCUGAGGCGGAGAAGGCCAGAACGCUGCAGAAGGCGAAGCGAAACUCUCGCAAGAAGAAGAAGGAACGCUCACUGUCCGAUUCAUUCUGCGACCAUUUGAAGGUGAUCGUGGAAAACGAGGCCAGCACGGAAGUGGCGGGAGAGGGGGCCGCCAUACAGCCAUCGGCCAAACCAAUCGACAGCCCGGAAGCGAAGGCAAGAAAGGCUCGCAGCAUAUCGGAGUGCUGCCCACCGAAGGAAUCGGAUGGCGGCGAAGAGGCGUCAACGAUGCCGACGCUCACGCGCAAAUACAAAAGUAUCCUGAAGCGAAGCUCGUACGAUCGUAGCAUCAGCGAAUGUUCGUCCGUAGAUGAUUUGGGCACCUCGGUGGAGAUGGCCAGAUCGAUUGGGGAAGAGUGCCGAAAGACGGUGCGAUUCAACAACUCAAUACGCAAGCAACUGUUCAGAUCAAACUCUUGCAUUCUCACGAUGAAAAAGAAGGCUCUAAAGCGAAGGGAGGUGAAGCGCAGGGCGGAUGCACGACGAAUGAGCGAAGGGGAAAGCACCGAUAACGACGAGAAAGAUGCGCACCAUCACGACGAUGAGCAUUGUUCCAGCAGCGAUCAGCACGACGAGAAAGAUGCAAUCGAGGAUGAUAGCGGCGUUUCGUUCGAUUCGGAGUCUGGCGAUAAGGAAAUUGCCGCAGCCAUGAAAGCGGAAGCCAUCGGUGGCGGGGGCCGCGGAAAAGCCGCUUCAAAGCGGAAAAACAGCAACAAGCAAGGAGGCGCAAAGUCAAAUGGUGGCAAGAAACAGGGCACGGAUGCGAAGAACAUUCAGUUCAAAAGUGAUAUGAUUUUCGAUAUCGAAAUUUAAAGCAACGUGAAUUUUGGGGGCGUUUCUAGUGUUAGCCCAUAUUAUACAUUACUCUCCCCCUCACUUUACUUAUUACGUUAUACUUUAAAUCGAUGCGUCUCAGCGUUGAGGUAGACUGGUAAAAAACACGAGUAGAGUAGCAUUAUUUUCAAUAAACAAAACACCUAUGUAUUGCA
Messenger RNA from Anopheles merus, 3025 nucleotides. RefSeq names its product protein kintoun (gene Nop17l). The record is from RefSeq and is a predicted model, not a curated record. NCBI's taxonomy places the organism in Eukaryota, Metazoa, Arthropoda, Insecta, Diptera, Culicidae. The transcript has 3 exons. Gene Ontology annotation, biological process: axonemal dynein complex assembly. The coding region runs from base 171 to 2849 and encodes 892 amino acids. Gene Ontology annotation, cellular component: cytoplasm.